UUCAGUAAUUGCAUUUUGUGCAGGUAUUGUUUUGUGGAGAAUCUCCUCCGCAACAACGUGUUGGCGCCCCCGAGCUACGCAGUUCUGGAUGAGUGGUUUCAGUGGAUUGUAAAGAAUUUUGACACUCAUGGAGAUCUUAUUGUGUACCUGAGGACGGAGCCAGAAGUAGUCUACCAGAGGAUGAAGGCGCGAGCUCGCACCGAGGAGGCCCAAGUGCCGCUAGAGUAUCUGCAGCAGCUGCACCAGAUGCAUGACGACUGGCUCCUACACAAGAGUGCUUUUCUCCUGUCCCGCACCGGUGAUUGUGAUUGACGCCAACAAGGAACUGUCCGACAUGAUGGAGGAGUAUGAGAGAUGCGAGUCAGCAAUGAAGACCCGAGGUUCCAUCUUUACCACGAAGACUUGCUCGCCGAGGAAGUCUGCUUCUUUAUUCCGAAGUGCUGUUCCACAGUCCCCAUCUAAACUAGUACUAUAACCUGUGAUCUCAACACAAGCGUUUAUAACUAUUUAAUGAAAAUUUGGUUAUUGCAGUGUGUCGUUUGUGCCAUAAAAUGGUGACUGGUUGAAUGUAUACCAUAUUAAGAACACUUGGAUCUAACUGAUCGUUCCAGUCUAAAAACGAUGUUGAUGUCAAGAACAUCCUGAAAAGUAUAUUAACAGUCCAAUAUUAGUUUACUCCAUUUAUUGCAUUUUGAGUUGCUACGUUCGUAUACAUAACAGUAAUCUAUUCAUGAAAGAAGUAACCCUGUUUAAUUUCUCGCAUUAAGAUGAUUAAAUUUGAUUUUUCUUAUCAAGGGUGUCUUUAAAUAGACAAAAAUAUGUCAUCAGUCUUUUAGGGAUUAUUUCUGAAAGUGGAAGUUCUUUAACUCCUGAACAUACUUUGAGGAACCAUUCUAGCAUUUACUUAGAGAAUGAGAGCCGUUAAAGGUAACUUCAAUUUGAACCUUCUCACUGUAAAACAUGUUGUACUUUAUUAUCCGGGCAAGCUGAUCAAAUAAAUUACAUUCCUGAGAUUUUAUUAAAAGUAUUUGUAAUUUUGAUCCAUAUUGUUGAUCCAAUUAUCUAUUUUGUUGUCACUGGGGAUAUGUUAUUUUAAUCAAUAGUAUUUUGUCACUGGGGAUAUGUUAUUUUAAUCAAUAGUAUAGACUUUAGUACUAUUCCGGCUAAUUCUAAAUAGUUCUAUUAAUUUUCAAUAUUCACUAUUCAGUGUGUUUUUUUAUUGGAGUUUACAAUUACUUGAUAGUUUGGUUUCUAUUUUUUCAGUAACAAAACAAUUCAAAAGUUAAGUAGAUUCUUUCUGUAUUAUUUAAAAAUAACGGAACCAGAAACUUAACAAAAAUUUUUGUGAUAAAGUUGCAUAUUAGAGAAUAGAGCUUUAUUUUGUUAAAUAGACAAAUAAGUUUAAAAUAAUUUUGAGGGUUACCGAAAAUAUUGUAAAAAAAAUUGUUACCUUACUGUACUGUACUUUUUUCGGAAAUAGUACUUUUAAGCCAUUAUAUUUUAGAUAUUGUUUUUAUUCAUAUAAUGUCUAUUACGACUGUGAAUUAUUGUUUUAUCAAUUAUUGUAUUGUAAAAAAUAUAAGAUUUAAUCUCCAUUAUUUUGUAUGUUAAACAUGUUUAUAUAUUUAAUAAAGCUGAAUAGCAAUGUGUCGUCUUUAGACUGAA
Messenger RNA from Homalodisca vitripennis (glassy-winged sharpshooter), 1665 nucleotides. RefSeq names its product deoxynucleoside kinase-like. The record is from RefSeq and is a predicted model, not a curated record. The annotation marks the transcript as partial. The transcript has 3 exons. NCBI's taxonomy places the organism in Eukaryota, Metazoa, Arthropoda, Insecta, Hemiptera, Cicadellidae. Gene Ontology annotation, molecular function: deoxynucleoside kinase activity. Gene Ontology annotation, cellular component: mitochondrion; cytoplasm.